AUGUCGGCGGUCUUCGUGAGCGGCUUCGACUACAACACCCCCAUCAGCACGGUGCUUCUCCACUUCAGCACCAUUGGGAUGGUCAAAGGCGCUCGAUUCGUCGGCCAAGGAGAAGCCGUCGUGACCUACGAAUCGUCAGAGGCCGCGGGCCGUGCAGUGAUUGAGCUCGACCGCAGCACGAUGCAGGGCAACCGACGGUAUGUCACCGUGAGGAUCGACCAAGGGGGCAAGGGCAAAGGCAAGGAUGGAAAACAUGGCAGCGUCAUAGCCGGGUACGGCAAGGGCUACGACAGAGGCCAUGGCAAGAGCUUGGGAAAGGACAAGGGCGGAGGCACUUCCUCAGCACCAUUGGGCCGAUUCGUCGGCCAAGGAGAAGCCGUCGUGACCUACGAAUCGUCAGAGGCCGCUGGCCGUGCAGUGAUUGAGCUCGACCGCAGCACCAUGGAGGGCAACCGACGGCACUUCAAGGGCUACGACAAGGGCUAUGGUAAGAGCUUCUAUGGCAAGGGAAAGGGCAAGGGCGGAGGAGGACGAGACCACUUCUAUGGGGAGAUGGAAGAUGCUCUCGUUGCGACAUCCGACUUCCGGGACCUCGGGAAUCUGGGGGAGUACGCUGGCUUUGCUUCUACCACGGCAGAUGAUCGCUGUGCCACCAUGAAUACCGAAGGUCCGGGGCCGCUUCCGAACUUGCUCCCGCGUCGCACCGUUCAGGAAGGCGGAGCUUCGUCUUCUGGCAGCAGCGGUUCAGGGCAGUUCAGGCCCAAACUCCACACGAAGGACGAAGCGCUCAAGCUCGGGCGCAAGGACCCUAUUGCCGCCUUGAAAAUCGUGCAGGAUGCGCUGGCCAGCAGACGUGCUGGGGGCAGUCAUUCCAGGGACUCCAGAAGCUGA
This is a messenger RNA of Symbiodinium sp. CCMP2592, 891 nucleotides long. The record is from the annotation of a GenBank genome assembly. NCBI's taxonomy places the organism in Eukaryota, Dinophyceae, Suessiales, Symbiodiniaceae.